Molecule: messenger RNA, 3545 nt
Organism: Elaeis guineensis (African oil palm)
Lineage: Eukaryota; Viridiplantae; Streptophyta; Magnoliopsida; Arecales; Arecaceae
Biological process (GO): RNA processing; mitochondrion organization
Cellular component (GO): mitochondrion
Molecular function (GO): mRNA binding; protein binding
Source: RefSeq, a predicted model, not a curated record
AGAUUGGACUGCUGGAGGCUGGUACCUGGCUUCGUUUGUUUGAUCUCUUUUAGGUUCAAAAUAGAGGGGACAAAAAUACAAACAUCUGGUAGCUUUGCGUAAUUUUUUUUGUUUGGGUGAAAGAGAUACUGGGAUGCGGAGGACGUCUCCAUUGCUCGCCUCUUCACCUGUCUCUUCUUCAGCGAGAGAUGCCGCUGCCUUUCGAACUGAGCGCCGUGUCAUCCUUCCACCAUCUUCUAGAAGGAAUGCUGCAUCAUCUUCUCCUGAAACCGCCCCCAAUAAAAACAUCCGGGGUGGAAACCGGCGUUUCCACCGGUCGGAAAGCCUGGUGAUCGAACGAUGUCGAUCGGAGGCUCUUACAAUCGAAGAUGCGAUCGAUCUGUUUGACACUGCAGCGAGUGCGAGCCCGAAAUCCUCCAUCUAUGUCAUCAACGCCCUUCUUAACGCCAUCCUUCGAAUGAAGCAUUACCCAACUGUUCUCUCUCUAUAUAGCAAACUAAAUCAAAUGCAAGGAAUCCCGCCCAACAUCCACACAUACGGAGUCCUUAUCAACUGCUGCUGUCGCAUGAAUUGGGUGGAUUUGGGCUUCGGCGUCUUCGGGGACCUCCUGAAACGUGGCCAUGUCCCCACCGCCGUAAUCUUCAACUCGCUUGUCAAUGGCCUUUGCUCCGAAAAGAGGGUAAGCGAAGCAGCCAUGAUGUUCGAUAGAAUGUCUCUGAUGGGAUGCCAACCUGAUGUGUUCUCAUACAACACUCUCAUCAAGGGGCUGUGCAGUACUGGGAGCAUGGGCUUAGCACUGGAGCUGCACCAGAAAAUGGCCACCUUGGGAGGUUGUUGCAAGCCCGAUGUGGUUACAUAUAACACAAUUAUCGAUUACCUUUGCAAAGAGGGAGCUGUAAGCAAGGCUCUUAAACUGAUCGAUGAAAUGACUCAUGAUGGUGUUGCCCCAAAUGUUUGCACUUACAACAGCAUCAUUCAUGGGCAUUCGACUUUAGGCCAGUGGAAAGAGGCUGUCACUAUUUUCAAGGAAAUGGUCGAUCGAGGCCUUUCACCAGAUGUGGUGACAUUCAGCAUACUUAUGGAUCUACUUUGCAAGCAUGAGAAGACCACAGAAGCCCAUAAACUACUUGACUUGAUGAAUGAAAAAGGUGAAAAGCCUGACAUCAUCUCAUAUAAUACAUUGAUGCAAGGAUAUUGUCAGGAGAGCCGUCUUGUAGAUGCAAGGAAAGUCUUUGAUUCCAUGUCAGAUAAAGGUCUUGCACCUAAUUGUCAUACAUACUCUACCUUGAUUAAUGGAUUCAUCAAGAAUCAAAAAAUGGAUGAGGCUGUGGAGCUAUUCAACCAAAUGCAACAACAAGGAGUGAAGCCCGAUGUUGUUACCUAUAGUAUUUUGCUAGAUGGACUAUGCCACCUUGGAAGAGUGCAGGAUGUUAGAUGCCUCCUUGAUGAGAUGGCAAGUCAUGGAAUCCAUCCAGAUGUUGUCACCUACAGCUCUAUGAUAUGUGGUUUUGGUAGACUUGGGAAGUGGAAUGAAGCUUUUCAGUCGCUUAACGAAAUGAUAGAGCGGGGAAUCCGUCCUAACAUUGUGGCACUCAAUUUAUUGAUAGAUUUCAUUUGUAAAGAAGGAAAGGUUCAAGAGGCACAUAGAUUAUUGGAAAAGAUGAUUCAUGGGGGUAUGGAGCCUGAUGUUGUUACUUAUAGUACGCUAAUGGAUGGUUACUGUAUGGUAGGGCGAAUGAAUGAUGCAGUGAGAGUUUAUGAUUUGAUGGUUUCAAAAGGCCAUAAGCCCAAUGUUGUGACAUACAAUAUAUUAAUUGAUGGAUAUUGCAAAAGGCGUAGGAUUGAUAAGGCUUUGAGCCUCUUUAAUGCAAUGCCUCGUAAUGGAGUGCAGCAUACAACAGUUGUAUACAACACCAUAUUAGCUGGAAUGUAUCGAGCAGGUAGGGUUGCUGAUGCAGAAAAAUUGUUUGACAAGAUGCUUGCUGCUGGGGUAUGGCCAAACCUUCGCACAUAUAACACAAUCUUGUAUGAGCUUUGCAAAAACCAAUGUAUUGAUGAAGCUAUGAAGCUAUUUCAAGAUACAUUGUCUUCCACUGUUAGCCUCAACAUCGACUCUUUCAGUAUCUUAAUUGAUGGUUUGUUCAAAGCUGGUAAGGUUGAAGCAGCCAAAAAUCUCUUCAAUGCUAUUCCUACCAAAGAUUUGAAGCCGGAUGUUGUUACAUAUAGCAUAAUGGUGAAUGGCCUUAUUAGAGAAGGGCUGUUUGAUGAGGCUGAUGACUUGCUUUUGCAAAUGGAGAAAUCUGAUUGCUCUCCAGAUUCCAACAUGUUCAAUGCCAUUGUCCGGAGCUUGCUUCAGAAAGAUGAGAUCAUGAAAGCUAUAGAUUUUCUUUAUAAAAUGGAUGAGAGACGCUAUCCUCUUGCAUCGUCAACUGCAUCUCAUAUAUUAGUUUCGUUCUCAAAGGAUGGAAAAUAUCAUGAAUAUCUGAAGUUGCUUCCGAAUUUCUCUCAGCAUCAUGUCAAGUGAUAAGGUUGAUAUUAAAUCAUGAACAGAGGUUUAUGAAUGCUUAUAUCACAACUGCACCUUUCAAUCAAUUCAUCAAAUUUUUGUAUGACAUGUUUCUUUCUCUGUCAUGAUGAAUUGAGAAGACUAUCCACUAAGUGGAAACUUAACCUCCAAAUGUCAGAUCAAUAUCUCAUGGGAAGUUGAAUCAGAGUUUUGGAUAUCAAUGGGUCUGCUGUGGUGCUGGGGUUGAUGAACCGAUGAAGGUCAUGGUGAUGGAGAUCAAUGGCCACCUCAGGAAACUACCUUCUCUUUGCCUUCAUGACUUUCUGAUGACUACAGGUCAGUAGGGGUCCCUGAUAUCAGAGGGAGGUUAUGCAUGCUUUAGAGCAGCAGAAAGGAUGAGUUGUCCUAAGCAUAUAAUGCCAGAGUUCUAUUCGGUGAGAUGCACAAUUUCUGGAUGAUGCUUUUAGUCAUGGAUUGCGAAUCAGCAGUAUAUCUAAUGUGACAAUGUAAUGGUGAUGUUGAUCUAAGACUCACAGCAGACAGCACAACCUUUGAUGUUUGGCUUGUAGGCAUCUUAACUAUUACAGGAACGAAAUGGGCCAGUAGAUGAGUACUCUUACAGGAAUGAAAUGGGCCAGUGGUCAAGUGAUUAAUUUUUUUUUGGCAUGAUUUAUAGAUUUUUAGUUUGUUGAUUCAAAUUCUGCUGCAAAGACUGCUUAGACUGCACUUUAUGUUUUUGUUCUUGUGCAUUUUACCAUUACUGCUUCAAAGGGUGGAAGAGACGUUGAUCCAAGAUAAUAUGGAAUUUCUCAUCAAUGACUCCAGCUAUUUACAUUUUUACUUGUAAAUGACUAAGGAUAAUGCUUUAGCUUCUUUUUUGCUUUUGUCUUUUCAGAAUGUAGCAUAUGGCAAUAUUAGUGGGGCUUAUGCACACAGAGUCUGUAAAACAAAAGGCAGGCUCCAAUGCAUUAUUUUUCUUCCCUGUUUUUUUCCAUGUAGCCAUAGAAGGCCUAAAGUGCAUAAGAAAACUUGUUUGACA